Molecule: messenger RNA, 5845 nt
Organism: Budorcas taxicolor (takin)
Lineage: Eukaryota; Metazoa; Chordata; Mammalia; Artiodactyla; Bovidae
Gene: POM121C
Product: POM121 transmembrane nucleoporin C
Exons: 13
Coding region: 30-3776 (1248 amino acids)
Biological process (GO): RNA export from nucleus; protein import into nucleus
Cellular component (GO): nuclear pore
Molecular function (GO): structural constituent of nuclear pore
Source: RefSeq, a predicted model, not a curated record
UUAAGUCUUCUCCGCGGCGCGGAGCCGCGAUGUCUCCGGCGGCUGUGGCGGCUGGAGGAGGCAACCGACGGCGGCCGAUAGCGAGUGUCAGGGAGGGCCGCGGCUGGGGCUGUGGCCGGCCGGCCGGGGCGGCGCUUCUCGGCCUGUCGCUGCUCGGCCUCGUGCUGUACCUGGUGCCGGCGGCGGCUGCGCUGGCCUGGCUUGCUGUGGGGGCUACUGCGGCCUGGUGGGGACUGAGCCGCGAGCCCCGAGGUUCGCGCGCGCUCUCCUCGCUCGUUUGGAACGCGCGGCGUCGGCGAACACUGCUCGCCUCGCCUCCUGCCAAAUCGGCAGCAAACGGAAAUCUCCUAGAGCCGCGGAGCCCGCUCGAAGGACCCGACCCCGCUGAACUGCUCCUCAUGGGCAGUUACCUGGGCAAGCCCGGCCCUCCGCAGCCUGCCCCCGCCCCGGAGGCUAGGGACGUGCGGGAGAGGCCGGGCCGCCGCCCUCCCGUCCGCACCGCGUCCCCGGCUCAGUCGGCACAUCCCCAGCGUGUUCAAGUUCACCCCUCCCUCCCCACUUCUCUUCUCCGACCCUCCAGGAGGGCUUCCUACCGGGACUGUGGGACUUUAUCACAUCGGUUUGUAGUAACACCUCGAAGGCGAUAUCCAAUCCAGCAGGCCCAGUAUUCCUUGCUGGGGGUACUUCCCACAGUAUGCUGGAAUGGUUGUCACAAGAAGACCGUGCUGUCUCCUCGUAAUUCCAAAAUGGUGUGCAGCCCAGUGACAGUGAGGAUUGCGCCUCCGGAUAGCAAACUGACUCGUUCUCCAUUACCAGAACAGAUUAUCAACUCAACACUGUCUUCACCAUCAACUACUGCCCCAGAUCCAUGUGCAAAGGAGACUGUACUGAACGCCCUCAAAGAGAGAAAGAAAAGGACAGUGGAGGAGGAAGACCAAAUAUUUGCUGAUGGCCAGGAAAAUAAAAGAAGGCGCCAUGACAGCAGCGGGAGCGGACACUCCGCGUUUGAGCCCCUGGUGGCCAAUGGAGCCCCUGCUGCUUUUGUGCCCAAGCCUGGGUCUCUGAAGAGAGGUCUUAAUUCACAGAACUCAGAUGAUCACCUGAAUAAGAGAUCCCGCACCUCUUCUGUGAGCUCCCUGACAAGCAGCACGUACACAGGUGGUAUCCCCAGCUCCAGCCGCAAUGCCAUCACCAGUUCCUACAGCUCCACGCGUGGUCUCUCUCAGCUGUGGAAGAGGAGUGGUCCCAGUUCAUCUCCAUUCUCUAGCCCAGCCUCAUCCCGCUCCCAGACACCAGAGAGGCCAGCAAAGAAAGUCAGAGAAGAGGAGCUUUCUCAUCAUUCUAGCUCUUCGGCUCCGUUGGUAACAGACAAGGAGUCCCCGGGAGAAAAGGUUGCCGAUCCAACCACGUGGAAGAAGCAGAACUCAUGGAAUUCCCCAUCAACACCUGGCAGCUCCGGGCAGCGUAAACGGAAGGUUCAACUGCUGCCCUCUAGGCGAGGAGACCAGCUGACCUUGCCUCCACCUCCCCAGCUUGGUUAUUCGAUCACUGCUGAGGACUUGGACUUGGAAAAGAAAGCUUCGUUACAAUGGUUUAACAAGGUCUUAGAGGAUAAGACUGACGCUGCCUCGACCUCUGUCACCGAGGCCCCACCUGCCAGUCAGUCUUCCUUCACUUUGACCCUGCCUGCCACUGGGACUGCUUCAUCCCCAACCUCCCUCCAAGCCCCUAGCGCUAACACCCUGUUGGAGAGCUUGAAGAAGAUGCAGAAUUCCCCGGGGCUACCUUCCCUCCCUGAGCCUGCUGGAGUGACCACCCCUGUGGCCGAUUCGCCACACCGUCACAUCUGCAGUAUUCCAGAUUUGCUUUCUCCACUUUCUUUCUCCACAGAGCCUGCUGCAGUGACCACUACUGUGGCCGAUUCACCCCCAAAGACACCCAGUCCUCUGGCCUCUCUGAGCUCCUCACAGUCAGGAGCACUUCCAGCCACCUCCUCCGACUCCAGAUCCACCACUGCUCUCUUGGGGCUGACCCGGGCUUCUUCCCCAGGACCCGUCACCGAUGCCGCCAAGUCCUCUCCGGCCCCUACAGCUGAGACAUCCACCAAAUCUCAGGCCCUGUCCACCCCGCCUCCCAGCCCCAAGCAGAGCAUCCUGUUUGGAAUGCUGAGCACCUCAGCUGCUAACCCUCCUGCCUCUGUAGCCCCUGCUAUGUCUUCAGCAUCGCCCAUGUUCAGGCCCAUUUUUGUGGCCCCCCUGAAAAGCGAGAGUGGGGACCCCUUGCCCUCUAGCCCUUCCACGGUCACGGCCGUGGCAUCUUCUAGCUCGGCCCUCCCCACGACUACCAGCAGCACAGCCCCCGCUUUCAAGCCAGUCUUUAGCAGUGUGGGGCCACCCACAUCUGUGCCCGGGCUAACUCCCUUCUUCAAGCAAACAGCUACUCUGGCCACUACCACGAGUGCCCCUCUCUUCACCGGCCAGGCCACUGCCACCUCCACAGUGACUUCCGUGACCACAGCCAGCACCUCCACAGACUCUGCUCCGAAGCCCGCGUUCAGCUUCGGUGUGAGCAGUGUGACCAGCACCCUGAGCAGUGUGACCAGCACCGCUGCUUCUGCCUCCCAGCCCUUCCUCUUUGGGACUCCCCCGACUUCUGGUGCCAGCUUCACCCCAGCUGGGGGCUCCAUAUUCCAAUUUGGCAAGCCUCCCGCCAUGCCCACCUCCACAUCAGUCACCACCUUUGGCCAGUCGCUUCCCAGUGCCCCUCAGACAGCCCCCAGCAGCAGCAGCAGCAGCAGCAGCACUGGCUUCAGCGGUUUUGGCAGCAGCCUCAGCACCUCCGCUCCAGCCACCACCGGCCAGCCCACGCUGACGUUCAGCAGCACCGCCACCCCAGCCUUCAACAUUCCCUUUGCCUCGGGCACCAAGCCCACUCUCCCAUCCUACCCGGGCGCCAACCCCCAGCCCACCUUCGGGGCCGCCGAGGGGCAGCCGCAGGGGGCUGCCAAGCCGGCUCUCGUGCCCAGCUUUGGCAGCUCUUUCACUUUUGGAAACUCUGCAGCCCCAACCCCAACUGCGACCCCAGCGCCGACCCCAGCCCAGCCAGCGUUCGGCGGCGCCGCUCAGCCGGCGUUUGGCAGUCUGAAAGCCACACCCUCCGCCUUCGGCACCUCCACCAGCACCCGGCCAGCCUUUGGCAGCACCACAGCUGUUUUCUCGUUUGGUGCGGCCACCACCUCUGGCUUUGGCGCUACCACCCAGACUACCAGCAGCGGGACCAGCAGCUCAGUGUUCGGCGGCACAACACCGUCGCCCUUCAUGUUUGGGGGACCAGCCACCCCGGCUGGGAGUGGGGCCUUUGGGAUGAGUGUGGCCACCCCGGGCACCAGCGCUGCCUCUGGAGCGUUCGGCUUCGGGGCAGGACAGAGUGGGACCACUGGCAGCACAGCGCCUUUUGGGGGAGGCUUGAGUCAAAACAGCUUGGGCACACCCAACCAGAGCACAUCCUUUGCCUUCAGUGUGACCAGCACACCGGACAGCAAACCUGUGUUUGGAGGCACCUCCACGCCCACCUUCGGUCAGAACACCCCAGCCCCUGGGGUGGGAGCAGCUGGCAGCAGCCUCUCCUUUGGGGCGUCCUCAACACCUGCCCAAGGCUUUGUCGGAGUUGGACCUUUUGGAUCGACAGCCCCUUCCUUUUCCAUUGGUGCGGGAUCCAAGACCCCAGGGGCUCGACAGCGGCUACAGGCCCGGAGGCAGCACACCCGCAAGAAAUAGCCUUCGUCCCUCACCCAGCCCCCCACCACCCUUUGCCCAAAUCCGGACCUCGGCACCUGCUAGGAAGAGCCUCUGAUCCUUCUGGUUCCGCCACGCAGACCAACCCCAGGCCUCUGGCUUCAGCCCGCAGGGAGGUAGUGGCAGCGCCAGGGGCUGUUUCCCUCUCUCAGGAAGCAGAAGCCCCAGGUCGGGGGGGUCAUGGGGGGAGGGAUGUGGCAGGGCAGAAGCUGUUACCUUACUUGAACAGUUGAACUGGUGAAGCUGGAGAGAACUAAAGAAACAUCUGUACAUACUGUCCACUUCCUUCCCCGACGCUCGUGUAGUGUGUGAGCUCAGGCAGGCAGCCCGCUGCCCACCUCCUCCCUGACAGCCAUCUUGGCCGGAGGCCAGCAGGUCAAGCCCUGCUGCCUGCAUCUCUGUGCACUUGAUGGGUUGGGGUGGACCGUCCCCGAAGCCGCACCGGGCUUGGCUUGGCUGUACAAGUGGCUUUCCCCCUCCAGUCCCAUGAGGGGACUGUUUCCCCACUUCUUGCUGCUUCAUCCCUCACCGGUUCCUUGCAGGGUCAAUUCCUUUUAAAAUGAUCCUGAGUCUAGCUUUGCCUUGGAGACCCCAGCGGGUGCAGCUCCUGCUAUUCCACUUCCUCCUGCCAAGUCCGAGCCGACCUUUCACCCCCAACCCACUCUGCCAGUUUGGCCCCUCAAAGCUUGGUGGCUCAAGACUGUUAGCCUGGCAGACCCAGGGGUGGUACCUCCCUCAGGAGAGGGAAGCUCUUGGCACAGGCAGGACACACCGCACAUACACAGACGCCCCACCCCGCUGCUUUCAGCUGCCUGCUCACCCAUCGUCCCCAUUGGCCUCCCGGGCCCGUCUGCCUCUCCGGGAUCGUCUGUUUAAAGCUUUGUCCUGUGUUACUUUGUCUGAUGCUCAUAUGUCUGUUGCUCUUUGAAUCGAGUUUGGAGGAAGAAUUGAAUUGUGUGAGUGGCGGCAUGUUGGUAGUGCCGGACUUAACUGUUGCUCAAGUUUCUGGGGCCUCGCUCAUCGAGUGUGGAAAGUGGCACCACUCUGUGGCUCCAAGUGCCGAGUCUUGAAUUCUCACAUGGUGUUUCGACUUUAAAGGGCUGGCAGCCCAGGAGGACAGGGCCAUGGGGAAGGGCUUCUGCCCUAUGCUCACUCUUUCCCACCUACCUGACCUCAGUGUCUGUAGUAUAUGGUAGAAACCCUAAAUUAAUGAACCACUUUUUAAAAUUGCCGUCUUCCUCCCUCCCUUCCCUUCCCUCUCCCUUUGUUCCCAACCCAAGCCCCUUACCCCAGGCCCAUGAGCCUUGCUGCCAUGCCCAUCCUCUUUGGGAGAAGUAUGAAUGCGUGUGUCUAAAUUAAAAAAAAUAUUUAAACAUUUUUUAACAAUAAAAAUUUAUUUUUGUAUUUAAGCUAAAUUGCCUUUUAAAUUCCUUCAAGCUUGGUUCAUUGAGGUGGUUCAGUAUAAAUGCUAUUUGACUAGAGAUUAGUUGUGUAGAGUUAAGUUAUGCCUGUGUGAAGAAGAGGCUCAGGUGCUGUCCCGGCAGCAUUCCUGAGGGACUUGAGCUCCUUCUGGAAACAGAAAAAUGUAAUUCUUAUUUUAUGAAUAAUGUGACGUAGGUGUAACUAGUCCCCUCCCCUUUGUGACUGAGGGUGAAUGGUUCGUGGCGGGGGACACGCCUCCACACCCCGAGAGCUCUGUUGCGUGUGGAGCUGGUGGGGGGGCCUGAGUCCCGGGUACCUGCUCGGAUGGGAGGGAGCGGGCACGGGUCUAGAAAUCGGGCUGCUGCCUAUACCUCACGGAAGGUAGACCCUCGGCUCGAUUACCUCAGCUCCACAGGCAGGACAGCUGGUCCAGGAGCCCCCCGCCCCAAGUGUGAGCGCGUGAAUGUGGGUGUGGACACGUACGUGCACUGGACAGGGACGGGAGGCUGGGACUUUCCAUUAUAAACGAAGACUGAAUUCCUGUGAGUCUAGUUGGAAUUUUUAGUAUGAAUGUGAGAUUUUUCUCCUUGCUUAUGUCAUUAAGAAUAAAAAAACUGUGAUCUAUCGUA